Molecule: messenger RNA, 1436 nt
Organism: Lampris incognitus (smalleye Pacific opah)
Lineage: Eukaryota; Metazoa; Chordata; Actinopteri; Lampriformes; Lampridae
Product: glutathione-specific gamma-glutamylcyclotransferase 1-like
Exons: 3
Coding region: 298-870 (190 amino acids)
Biological process (GO): glutathione catabolic process
Cellular component (GO): cytoplasm
Molecular function (GO): gamma-glutamylcyclotransferase activity; glutathione specific gamma-glutamylcyclotransferase activity
Source: RefSeq, a predicted model, not a curated record
GCUGCAUCCAGACGUCCUGACUGUACUGUGAUAGAUGGUGGUACCGUAUAGCGGACAGUAGGGUAUCGUCCACAUUUAAGUAGGAUCUGGGACAUAUUUUUCCGAUUUGUCGCUCUCAACAGCGCUGACAAAGACAAACUACAGAUCAGGAGUAAUAACGAGCGACCUUAUGCGCUGGUAUGCCUAGAAAGAGAGAAGGGGGAGAGAGCACAUCAUCGUGAUAUCGGAGGAGUUCCCUCUCGUUGCAAACCAACAGCCGAUCGUGCCUUAGUUCUUCAGACCAGACGAGUCAAUACAAUGAAACCGCAGGACAACUUAAAUGAGAGGAGCAGCCAGUGGAUAUUCGGCUAUGGCUCAUUAGUCUGGAAACCAGAUUUCAAAUACAAAAGGAGCACAAUUGGUUACAUUAAGGGAUACAAACGAAGAUUCUGGCAUGGUGACGAUUUCCAUCGUGGGAACAAAGAGAAUCCAGGCAGAGUGGUCACACUAGUAGAAGAUCACGAUGCCUGCACAUGGGGAGUGGCCUACGAGGUCACCGAAUCCCAGAUUGCCGAGUCCCUGCGGUACUUGAACAUCAGAGAGGUCAUACUGGGUGGAUAUGUCACAGAGAUGGUGGAGUUCACCCCGAAAGAGAACAGCCAGAGCCCGCUUCUGGCCCUCGUCUAUAUCGCCACCUCUGAUAACCCCAUCUACCUUGGCCCCGCCCCGGACACUGAGAUUGCCGCCCAAAUCGCCAUCUGCAGGGGCAAAACGGGCCACAACAUCGAGUACCUCCUCCGCCUCGCAGAGUUCAUGAGGCGCUAUUGCCCUGAGGUGGAGGAUGACCACCUCUUCUCUAUAGAGGCAGCUGCCUUGACCCUCAUUCUGUGACCUAAAGGGGGGGGGGCGUACCAUGCAGGCCAGUGAUACUUCCUCAUGGGCUUUGUGUGAAAUACAAUGUAUGACACUCCACAUCCAAAAAAGGGGCGAUGGUGGCAGCACAAUUAAGCCGUGUUGUGUUUCGUGUAAUCCUAGCAUGUGUUUGUUUUGACUGAGAGCUCUUACAUACUUGCAAAAAAAAUCACUUGAGCCAUAUAUACACAACAGAUUUAAAGGUCACAAAACUAAAAAUCGGUUUCGUUUCCUCAUGCUCCUGUAUACAGUAUGUAUUUGAACAUAUUGUUUAGAUAGACUUUUCAUCAGCGUUACAUGAAAGAAUUUCAAAUAUGUAGGUCAUACACAGUACAUACACUACAUACUGCUGUCUACAGAAACCAAAGUUUGCAGGUUGACAUUUGUUUCUUGUCGUGCACACUAUGGUAAUGCUUUUUCUUUUGUACGUCAUGAUGUUUUAAACUUCAGUUACAAGAAGCUGUGGAAACCUGUUCAGAAAUGUACAGUUGAUAUUUUAUUUUGCAAAUCUAUUUUAAUAAUAUGAAUAAUAAUAAUAAAAAAUU